This is a messenger RNA of Pezoporus occidentalis (night parrot), 4258 nucleotides long. It is a transcript of the gene FAM78B, whose product is annotated as family with sequence similarity 78 member B. Lineage: Eukaryota; Metazoa; Chordata; Aves; Psittaciformes; Psittacidae. The transcript has 3 exons. The coding region runs from base 112 to 1002 and encodes 296 amino acids. The record is from RefSeq and is a predicted model, not a curated record.
CGCGGGCGGCGAUGCGCGGCGGCUGCGGGCGUGCGGCGGCGGCGGGGGGACGGGCCGCCCCCCCGGCCCCGCGGCUCGGCGGCGGCGGGUGACGACGGCUCGGCGGCGGCCAUGGGGUGCCUGCAGAGCGUGGCCUGCAAGGCGCGGGUGCGUCGGGAGCAGAUCGUGGUGUCGGACGUGUCGGCUACCAUCGAGCCGGCGGCCACCGCCAUCGAGGAGAGCUCGCCGGUGGUGCUGCGGUACCGCACGCCCUACUUCCGCGCCUCGGCCCGCGUCCUCAUGCCCCCCAUCGCCCGGCGGCACACCUGGGUGGUGGGCUGGAUCCAGGCCUGCAACCACAUGGAGUUCUACAACACCUACAGCGACCUCGGCGUGUCAAGCUGGGAACUGCCUGACCUGCGAGAAGGAAGAGUAAAAGCCAUCAGCGAUUCAGAUGGUGUGAGCUACCCCUGGUACGGAAACACCACAGAAACUGUGACCCUGGUCGGGCCCACUAACAAGAUCUCCAGGUUCUCAGUGAGCAUGAAUGACAAUUUCUACCCCAGCGUGACAUGGGCUGUCCCUGGCAAUGCAAGGAGCAUGAGUGCAAUCAAACCAUGCCGCUGGCAAAUGUUGCUUUCCACCCAGUUGGAGGUAGAAGCGGAGACCAUGUCUUGCUGGACGUGGCAGGCUCCUGUGGUGAGCCUUCCUGCUGGAUCAUGGGUGUCCCCACGGUGUCUAUACCUAUGCAUUUGGAUCAAUAAUGGAGCCCUGGUCCUGCCCACUGGGGCUGGGCAGGGGUUCCGGGAGUGGAAUGGGAGCUGGCAGUGCCGGGUGCUGGGCUGGAGCCUGGUGCUGGCCAGUACCACUGCCCAGGAUGGGUUUUCCAUAGCUGACGGAAAGUGGGACAUGUUUUGCAUGCGUCUGGGUGUGUUUGGAGUAGUUGUGAGUGUAGGAGAUGCCAUAGCUCUUUUCUGUCUUGGAGUGAGAUCUAAGGGCAGAUUAGAUGUCCUUUUGUUUUAAGGUGCACUAAUCCUUUGCAGUUCCUCAACCCCCGUGUCCACCCCCAAAUCCUGGUGACCUGUUUCUUACAGGAGCAAAAUCGAUUCUCAGCUGAAUGAGAAAUUGGGAGCAGUGCCCAUUCACCCUGCCCAGGUACUGACUGUGUGGGGUGCCCAGACCAGCUUGGAGGUGACCUGGGACUCACACUCUUCCACUGCAGACCCAAGUCCUUUGCAAGAAGUUGGGUGCUUGCUCAUUUUCCAUACAAAUGCUGGCUCAUGUGGAGACUCCUCAGCCACCCAUAGAGCAGGAUGGCUACUGGCAGGGAUGCUGAUGGGGAGGAUGGCGUGCCUUGCAGUAACUCCCCAGGCUCUGCAGGGAUGGAGAUCUCCUUUCUAUGGGUUGGAGGCAGGGAUGUGAGCAGAGGCCAUGCAAGGCAGGCCUGGGUUUGCCUGGGAAGGAGGUGAGCGUUCUGCCUGGGCAUUGCCUCCUGCUGCUCUAGGUGCUUGGAGGGUAACAGGGUUUUAUUUGUCUUUCCCAUUGCUCCUCACUGCCUGGAUGACCGGCAUCAUCUGGGGUGUUGUGGUGCUAUGGGCUGCGACCUGCAACUCCCAGUACCUUGCCCUUGAGAUGCAGCAGAGGCAUAAACCAUGGCUGCCCUGCCUGUGCCACAGGCACUCCAUUGCUCCUGGACAGAUAGUUAUGACUUUUCGCUGCUUUCUCUGCUCUAUCCUCUGCCCCAGCCUGAGCCCAUUGGCUCCUCCAGCUCACGUCCCUGCCUUCGUGCCAUGGGAGGUUUGACCUGCCCUGGGGAUGUGGAUAAUUCCCACUGGGAGGGUUCUAUCUUCUGCCCCACUGCCAGGAGAACCUGGGGAGGGUCACUAUGUUCGGCACUUCCAUGCAAAGCCUUUCAUGUGGUAUUAAUAGCACUGCCUUCAGCAUUGCUUUGCUUCCUGUGGUGUGCUGGCACAUCUCUGUGGCAUCGCUCUGCAGAGCUUUGACCAUGGCUUGUGCUUUUCCAGGGCGGGAUGUGCACCCUGGUCCCUUCCAGCAAAGGAGUUCCCCAGGCAUCUUAGACCAAAAAUCCGUGUGAAAUCCCUGUGCUAUUUAUUAUUCUCAGUAGUGUUUGCUGCUGAUGGGAUUCUUACUUAUUUUUCCCUCUGGGAGUAUUGCAUUUUGACGCCUUGACGCACAGUUUCCCAUGCUGAGGCUGGUGGUCCUACUCCUCCCGCUUGGCCCCACUAUGGGCUGGGAAUCUGCUGCUUUUGGUGCCUACACCUGGAUUUUGCUGGGGGCUGUAGCCUUGUGGUGAGAAAGGUUUGGAGGAAGAGGGGACUGAGUCUUGGUUUGCUUGUUUUCUGGAGCAAAAGUUCCACUGGGAGCUUGCCAGUGUGGGAAGAUGUCCCACUCUUAUGAGACUCUGCCCAUGGUUUUGUUCUGAUACAGGACUUAUAGCAGCUUUUGCUGUCACUGACUUUUUUUUCUCAAAAAGCAUGUUUGGAGAAGGGUUAAAAACGUUAAAUACGAUUUUCUGUAGUCUUUGAGAAAAGAGGAGGGAUAAGUACCUUUUGGUUUGAAAUAAGGCAGAUGUGUACUUUUGACCCAGUAGGACAGAAAUGUCUCUGGCAGCAUCAGAGCUAAAAAGCCAGUGGAAGGGGUUCCCCAGCAGAUGGGAACUCGAGGGCUGUGUGCAGCCAUCAGACUGGGGAGAUGCUGUGGCAGCACCGUGGUGCCUGCUGGCUGGGAGAGCGAGGAUGCUGGUGGGGGGUGCUGUUGAAUUUAUUAGGAUGUGCUGCCUGGCCACACUGGGAUAGCAGUGUCUGCCAUUUCUGUCCAUGUAUGUCUACAGUGUCCCCAGGGAGGCGCUUGGUGCUGCCUGGUGCUGGUGUCAGGCUCCAUGCCUGGCCAUAGCCUUGUGCCUGAGCUCCCAGGACUGCCGCAGCCUGCAGGCAGGCUCUGGAUGAGCCCUGGGGCCAUGCCUGUGCUCACCCCUCUGGGCUUCUGCUGGGCUGCCAUGCCUGCUCCUCUGAUGGCUGGAUUUGAUGCGCUUAACUCUGUUUGAUGCACUUCACUCGGUUUGAUGUGUGGGUUGUCUACAUGGGCAUUUCCGUGUUUAAAAGGAAAAAGAAAAAUAUUUACAAAAGCAGUGUGCAGAAACAUGCAGUUUGCAUGUUCACAAAAGGUGUGUGUUCACUUCGGCUGGAGGUGCUGGGUGAGCUCAGCAGCACCCACCGGUGGAACCCAGGCACAGGGCUCUAUGUUUGAGUGAAGGGGAGGAGAGGGAGGGAGGGAGGCAACAGGGUAGAGCUCCAGUGUGUGAGUUGGGGUUUUCCUCACAUCCCUGUGGGCUGCAGCUGUACUGAUGGGGACCUGGAGCUGGAGCCCUGGCUGCAGAGCCCAUGCCAGGGAUGAGUACCCAGAACCCUGGGUUCAGUUGCCCAACCACACCAUGGGAUGCCUUCCCUGUACCCCCCUUUCGCAGUAGCACCCCGUUAUCUCAGGAAGGAGCAUGUCAUGGAAAUGCCCGCUUGCAUGUUCCACUUGCCCUGAGCCUCGGGGUGCCCCUUCCCCUCUAUCCUGUCCUUGGGUCACUUAUUUAUUUAUCUAGCUAUCUACCUAUUUAUUUAUUUAUUUAUUUAUUUACUUGAGGUUUAAGUUAUUUAUUAUUAUUUAUUGACGGCUGAAAGUUGGGGGGGUUCAUUUCUGCUGCACGGUGGGGGCAGCUGGGUUCCCCCCACCCAGCCCCCUGCAUUUUGGGGUGCUGCUGCAUGUUUGGGAGCACCGCUGGGGAGGGACGAUUGAGGGCCCCCCUACUCCCAUUUGCUUUUGGAGCCAGGGGGAAAAAAGGAAGGGAAUCAUAUCGGUGCUUGCAGGGAGGACACCCAGUGCCUGUACCUUUCCUGCAGAAGCUUGAAGCCCUGUGCCCCCUCCCUGGGCACUGUGCUCCUUCCCAUGCCCAUCUGUAUUCACUGAUCCAGCCUCCUGGCAUUUCUCUGAUGGCUCCUGCUGGAUUUGCUGUUGCCAGUUCCUGGAGAUGGUGAGAAGAGCCAGGACGCGUGGAUGUCACUAUGGAGAAAAGACCAAACCAGGUAUUCUGCUGCCGCGUGGGGAAAAUCGGAAGAAGAGGAAAGCUGGUUUUGCAGAGUGCCUUAAACACAAAUGACUUUACUGAGUAGGGGGCUUGGACUUCUGUCUCUGGAUGUUAUUACCAACUCAAAUGUUGCAUUUUACUUCUCUGGGAUUAAAAGAAAACCACUUGAGCUGUACUGGAACCAAA